GCAGAGAAAACAGGUAGCGGAAGAAAGCGUAGAGACAAAGUUCAGCUACGACUGUGAAUCAGGUUGUGCUUCCCACAAACGUCAGUAAAACACCAGUCAUUUGGAUAUUUGGCAGCCCUAAAAAACCAUCAGAAGUUCAGGAGACACCAUGAGAGCAAAUAAGGGGGCUGAGUUGUUAAUUCUCAGUGUGGCUGUGGCAGCUGUUGUGUCCCUUGAGGUAGAAACACCCAAGAAAAAAGUGGAAGUAGCAAGAGAAUAUACUGCCACCCUCCCGUGCACCUUCCGAAGUGCUGAAACGUCUACUGAUAAAGACUUUGGUGUUUGGAAAAAAAUCUCUUCAGAUAAAGAAUUUGUUAACUGGUACUUUGAUGGUGGAAAAGAACCACCAUAUAUAGACACGACUUACAAGGAUCGUGUGAGCCUGUCUGGCAACCCAAGCAGCAACAACCUCACCAUCACCCUCAGUGAUGUGACUAUGGAUGACAAUGGAACCUAUGAAUGUUCAGUUCGCAUGCGCCAUGAUCCCCCGGUGAAAAGUGCACGGAUGGAUCUUUUUGUCCUGGUGGCUCCAUCCAUACCGGAGUGCAAAAUUAUAGGGACUGCAGUGUACGGACACAACAUUAACCUGACCUGCAGUUCUCAGGAAGGAUCCCCCAAACCUCAGUAUUCCUGGCAAAGGUUUGAUGUACAAAAUCAACAAAAGGAACUCACAAGAGCAGUAGCAUCAGGAGGAAUAUUGACUCUGAAGAAUGUUUCUGCAGACACCUCUGGCUACUAUAUUUGCACUUCUACCAACUCCGUGGGACAGAAAUCCUGUAACAUGACUGUUUCCAUUUCACCUCCAUCCAUGAACAUUGGACUUUACGCUGGAAUCAUUGGCGGUGUUGUUGCUGCAAUAAUUGCCAUUGGCAUUAUAGCUUAUUGUUGCUGCUGUAGGAAGCGGAAGGAUGAGAUGACAGAGAAAGAAAAUGGAUACCAACCGCCACAAAAUGAACCUGUACGAAUCAGGGGACCAGCUGAGGAAGAGAUACAAGAUGAUGAAGAAGAACAGCGGGAGGAAGACAGGUGGAAACAGAAGCCACUAAUGCCACCAACCCCCAAGCCAGAAGUUGUGGCCUAAACACUAACCUUUCCAGAUGGGGGAAAGAACAGCAAAGGAAAGGGUUUCCAGGCAUUCCUGGAAUGCUGCUUAAAAAGACAUGGCAGCUUCAAGGCUUCCUUCUUCUGGUUAGUCAAUUAAUGGGAGAGAUGGAAAUGCUAUUGUAAAUGUUACACUGUCACAAAUGCUCCAUACUAAUUUAUCAUUUUCAUGGUGGGAAAAUGGGAUAGUUUCACCUUCGGUAUAUUUGAAAGAGCAAGAUAUAGGACCAUCAGUUUAGCAUAAUAGUAUAAUUGUUGCUAAUUUGUUGGGUAGGAUUCAGAUGUCUUCACUUGUGGAAAUGCUUGUCGUAGGGACACCUCAGUUUCCUAGCACUGAAGCCACAAUGUUGCGCUACAAGAAAGAUGUUCUUCUUUCCCUAGCAUAGCAUCUAAUGCUAUUGCUAUGCAAAAUGUGAUUAUGACAGUCAUGAGUGCUCAUUGGAUAGUACAUGCAACAUUCCGAACUUUGAUUCCAUCAUUUUUUAAAACUAUUUUUAAAUGACUCUUCGCUGUGCUAUUAUGCUACCUCAACAUUUCAGCACUUGUUUAAAAAGUUUAAAGGAAGAAAGAAUACUUCUCCCCCUCCCCACUAUAUCAGGAAUCAGGAAUGUGUUGUUUUAUUUGAUGGCUGGCUACAUUAUAUAGCACUGAUAAGUGCCCAUAAUAGCUCAAUUUUAUUGCUAACCAUGGAAUUCGCUUUUUAAGAAAUCAUCAGGAAAGGGCCUUAAUUGCAGCUGGCUGGAAAGACUUUGAAUGAAUGUGUUAUUAAUGAUUCUCUUUGUAUGGAAUUGUCUGCAUUUAUUUUUGAAGUUGUGACAUUUAAGAAGGAUACUUCUAAGAUGCUUGGACCAUUGUUGGCUGUAACUGAGCUCAAGCUGGAGCCACUGAGGACUGGUUGGAAGAAGACUCCCUUUCCACCUUCCCUCAGUAACUAGUUUUGUAUGCAUGUAUAAUAGCAACCAUGCCAGGAAAGGCAGAAUCUACUUUUCUAAUAUAGUAAUUUUAAAAAUCCUGA
Molecule: messenger RNA, 2155 nt
Organism: Eublepharis macularius
Lineage: Eukaryota; Metazoa; Chordata; Lepidosauria; Squamata; Eublepharidae
Gene: GPA33
Product: glycoprotein A33
Exons: 7
Coding region: 149-1120 (323 amino acids)
Cellular component (GO): plasma membrane
Source: RefSeq, a predicted model, not a curated record